AUGGCAUGCAAAGGAAGUAGCAGAGCAGACUCCAUGUCCUGCAGUGUCUUGAACUGGGAGCAGGUCAGCCGCCUGCACGAGGUUCUUACAGAGGUGGUUCCCAUCCACGGGCGGGGGAACUUCCCGACGCUGCAGAUAACUCUGAAGGACAUUGUUCAGACGGUCCGGAGCCGGCUGAGUGAAGCAGGCAUUGUGGUCCACGAUGUCCGUCUGAAUGGGUCUGCAGCUGGUCACGUCCUGGUCAAGGAUAAUGGGCUGGGAUGCAAAGACCUGGAUCUCAUUUUUCAAGUUUCUCUCCCAAGUGAGGCAGAGUUUCAGUUAGUUCGAGACGUGGUCUUGCGUUCCCUCUUGAAUUUCCUGCCGGAAGGAGUAAGCAAGCUGAAGAUCAGUUCUGUAACACUGAAGGAAGCCUACAUCCAGAAGCUGGUCAAAGUGUACACAGAGACUGACCGCUGGAGCUUGAUAUCACUUUCCAACAAGCAUGGCAAAAAUGUGGAGCUUAAGUUUGUAGACUGCAUACGGCGGCAAUUUGAGUUUAGUGUAGACUCGUUCCAGAUCAUUCUGGACUCCCUGCUCUUUUACUAUGACUACUCGGAAACCCCCAUGUCGGAGCACUUCCACCCAACUGUGAUUGGGGAGAGCAUGUACGGAGACUUUGAAGCAGCUUUUGAUCACCUCCAGAACAAGCUGAUAGCUACCAAAAAUCCUGAAGAGAUCAGAGGUGGUGGGCUGCUGAAGUACAGUAACCUCUUAGUACGAGACUUCCGGCCCAUGGAUAAGCGCGAGAUCAAAACGCUGGAGCGCUACAUGUGCUCCCGAUUCUUCAUUGACUUCCCAGACAUCCUGGAUCAGCAGCGCAAGCUGGAGACCUACCUGCAGAACCACUUCUCCAAAGAGGAGAGGAGCAAGUACGACUACCUCAUGAUUCUGCGCAGGGUGGUGAAUGAGAGCACCGUCUGCCUCAUGGGGCACGAGCGAAGGCAGACUCUCAAUUUGAUUUCUCUGCUGGCACUCAAGGUGCUGGCAGAACAGAAUGUCAUCCCUAAUGUCACUAAUGUGACCUGUUAUUACCAGCCAGCACCUUAUGUCAGCGAUGCAAACUUCAGCAACUACUACCUUGCUGGUGCCCCUGUGCUGUACAGCCAAUCCUACCCCACUUGGUUGCCUUGCAAUUGAUCGCUUCCCUCGA
Lonchura striata (white-rumped munia) is the source of this 1189-nucleotide messenger RNA. Lineage: Eukaryota; Metazoa; Chordata; Aves; Passeriformes; Estrildidae. The record is from RefSeq and is a predicted model, not a curated record.